UGCGCUCCGUGAUCCCCAUGGCAACACUUAACAGAGGCUCCAUGGCAACAGGAACCCCUGUCGUCAUAGCAACGGGAGUUCUGGACCAGAACGCCGGACGGAUCCGACUUGCAUCGCCCUGCAUUUAUUCUAAUGCACCUGCGUGCAUUCAGAGGGGGAUGCAAAGGUUCAACAGUAUCCACAUUUCUACACAACACCAAAUACUUGGGCUGUCAGACUCUAGGCUUCAGCAUCGACAGCUUGUUUACGACUGACGCGUGAACCUCAGGAUCACCAGUACCGUCUCCAGAGCGAAGUUUGGCGUGAUGGCGGGGGUGACGCUGUGCGAGCCAACGGAACUGUACAAUUUGUUGAACCAAGCCACCACAGUGUCCCGGCUGGCAGAGCCAAACUAUCUGUGUUUGUUGGAUGCUCGCACAAAGAGAGAGUACAACGAGAGCCACUUGAUGACAGCAAUACGAGUCAAAACGAAUCCCCUGGGCAAAUACUUAGUUCCUCCAUCCGUCAACCUGGAAUACAUCAGAUACUGUGUGGUGUAUGAUGGGAAAACUGACUCUGUAGAGGCUGCUUUUGACAUGGAUUAUGAUUUAUAUGAAGUGGAUAAAGACCUAAAACCGUAUGACACAGGAGCGAAUAUCUCAGGAUUGAGACAAAAGCCAUCAUCCGAAGAUAAUGCUAAGGAAGGAUCUGCAGCUCGUUGCGCCCGGGUCAUGCAGCGACUCACCCGCUUUCCGGUUCUGGUCCUGAGAGGUGGCUACCAGCGGUUCACCCGGUCCUACCAUUAUCUCCGGACUCAAAAGAUCUUCUGGAUGCCUCGAGAGCUGGAGGCCUUUAAGCCUUACCCGGUGGAGAUCCUUCCUGCAAAGCUUUACAUGGGGAACUACAAGCAAGCCUGUGACAGCCAGAUCCAGAAAGAUCUGAAAAUCAAGGCCCAUAUCAAUGUCUCCGAGGAAGCUGGCUCAUUUUUCCUCGAGGAGAGUGACAGGCUCCUCCACAUUUCCAUUCCGGACACUCCCGAGGCUGAUCUCUUUUCACACUUCAGUGAUAUUUGCCAUUUCAUCGACAGUCACAUAAACCAGGAAGCAGUUCUGGUUUUUUCUACCUUGGGCAUCAGCAGAUGCAGCACAGCUGUAAUGGCUUACCUUAUCCAUUCCUGCAGGCUUUACUUAAAGAAUGCAUGGAGUUAUGUCCAGAAGUGCAAAAUGAACAUGCGACCCAACCGGGGGUUCGUGCAGCAGCUGUCAGAGUGGGAGCAGCGGAUCUAUUUCACUGCCAUCACUGAUAUCUCCGAACCAAAAUAUUGACUGGCAGAAGCUGGCUAAGGAAGCUCUUGAAACAUGGGUGGUAGGGUGAUGGGAUAGCAUGGGGGCAGGAGGAAUCAUUUUCUUUAUCUUAGACUCUUUUUUUAUUGAUAUAUAGGUAGGGCUCUUUGUACACUUUACGUGACAUCAAAUACAUUCUUGUCCUUUUUAUCUUUUUUGUCCUGAGCUGGUUUGUGAACGCCGAGAAAAUAGUGAAGCAGGAGCUUUCUGAUCUGCGUUUAUGUCCUACAUUUAAA
Molecule: messenger RNA, 1558 nt
Organism: Pogona vitticeps (central bearded dragon)
Lineage: Eukaryota; Metazoa; Chordata; Lepidosauria; Squamata; Agamidae
Gene: STYXL1
Product: serine/threonine/tyrosine interacting like 1
Biological process (GO): positive regulation of intrinsic apoptotic signaling pathway; protein dephosphorylation; negative regulation of cytoplasmic stress granule assembly
Cellular component (GO): mitochondrion
Molecular function (GO): protein phosphatase binding; protein phosphatase inhibitor activity; pseudophosphatase activity
Source: RefSeq, a predicted model, not a curated record